Molecule: messenger RNA, 1584 nt
Organism: Clarias gariepinus (North African catfish)
Lineage: Eukaryota; Metazoa; Chordata; Actinopteri; Siluriformes; Clariidae
Product: UPF0488 protein C8orf33 homolog
Exons: 5
Coding region: 377-1291 (304 amino acids)
Source: RefSeq, a predicted model, not a curated record
AAAUUAUUUGUCCUCUCAUUCCCGAGUUCGCCCGAUAAAACACCAGACUCGCUUGCUAAAUUAGUGUAGCUAAGGCUAUUAACAAACAAACACUUACCGUUUUAUUUAUAAAACCGACAAAAACUGUUUAAACAUUUAUUCUUAUUAUUAACAUCAAUGACACGCCAGGAAUUUCCAAACGUCUAGCGUUAAAUAUCCUUGGAACGUCGUUCCAGAUCAGUUAGAUUGCGUCACAAAUCAAUACGCACAUCAUAUAUAAGUGCACUACAUAGGGAGCAAACGUGUGUGUUUUAACAGCUGAGGAAGUGCACUAGGCGUGAACAGGAGACCCGCAUAACGGAAUCCUAAGUCUAGGUCAGUAACCACAACCACAAUCAUGGGGAAGACUGCUGACUUAACGGUAGAUCAGAAGACAAUCAUCGACACCCUCCACAAGGAGGGUAAGCCCCAGAAGUACAUCGCUAAAAAGGCAUGCUGCUCGCAGAGUGCUGUAUCGAAGCAUAUUCGUGGAAAGAUGACUGGAAGGGAAAAAUGUGGUAGGAAAAGAUGCACAAGUAACAAAGAUGACCGCAGCCUCGAGAAGAUUGUCAUGCAAAGCCGAUAUAAGAACUUGUUAGAGCUUCACAAGGAGUGGAGUGAGGCUGGAGUCAAGGCAUCAAGAGCCACCACGUACAGACGUCUUCAGGAAAUGGGCUACGCUUAUUGCAUUCCCAGUACAGAGGAGUUGAGUGAAGAUAUAAAACUUAAAGUUGAGAACAUAAAGAAAGUAGAAGCAGAUGAAGGAGAGGAAGCUGUACAGGAGAAUGUGAAUCAUCCAGGAGAAGAAGCAGCGGUCAAGGAGGAGAGCAUUGAACUGUCUCCAGAGCAGCACCAGAGUCAAGAGCUGGACUGGUGUGUUGAGCAGCUUCAACUGCGAAUGAAAGUUCAAAAAAACUCCACGAAGCAAAGAAAGGAAGCCUGUCGUGCUCUAAAGACUCUGCGCAGCUCUAAAGCACCGAUGGAGAAGAAGAGGCAAGUGAUGAGAGCCGUGUCUGAAGAUUACUACAAAAAGAUGGAGGAGGAAAAAGAGAAACAGGACAAACUCAUCCAUUUAGCGAUAUCCUCAGCGAAGGUACUGAGAGUGUUAGUGCCUUGUUGUAGAGCAGUCUACAACCAACAAGCUAAGCCUCACGCACCUCCAGCACGCAGCACAGACACGGACAAGGCGUCACUUCCUGUCAAGCUGACAGACGGGGAUGCCAUCGGUAACAGACCCUUUGCUUCAACUUCAACGUCUGAUUGUUGUUUAUAAGGGGAAAAACGCAACAGAUAUGCUGUGUGACUGUAUAAAGGUGGAGUUUAAAGAUGAAUGAACAUGAACCAAACAGACAGAUGUGACUCAUCCUGGUGAUCCCAUCGCAAGGAGGCCCUGUUUGGUCUGCGUGUGAGAACGGUUCCAAUUGAUCAUGAAGAUGGUCCUUGAUUCAGCUGAUGCGGACAGCUGUUAAACACAUUGCAUGAGUUUUGGGAUGCUUUAAAUGUGUUUAAUAUUCACUGGAUAUUCAAAGUUUCUAAUGUCAGUAAAAACAAAUUUAAUUUUAAAAA